This is a messenger RNA of Aquila chrysaetos chrysaetos, 1816 nucleotides long. RefSeq names its product programmed cell death 1 ligand 2 (gene PDCD1LG2). The transcript has 8 exons. The coding region runs from base 307 to 1275 and encodes 322 amino acids. NCBI's taxonomy places the organism in Eukaryota, Metazoa, Chordata, Aves, Accipitriformes, Accipitridae. The record is from RefSeq and is a predicted model, not a curated record. Gene Ontology annotation, cellular component: external side of plasma membrane. Gene Ontology annotation, biological process: cellular response to lipopolysaccharide; negative regulation of T cell proliferation; cell surface receptor signaling pathway.
UGUGUGAAAACUUGCCUUUUCUUCUGCAAGUCGGUCUGGGAAAUUCAUUUACUGACAGGAUCUGAAUUGCUGUUGAAAUGUCAUGCGACUUCAUGUUCUCAGAUGUGGAUUUCAAUUCCUGACUUUGCUGCCAGAACCACUGAGUGCUGAUUUUUAUGGGGUAGAGUUUCAAUGUGAAGUUGCUGUAAAAACACUGUCCCAUCAGGCUAUUUAAGACUGCCUGCAAGCUACAGAUCCUGAAAGCCUUACAGGUGAAGUUGUGGAAAUGUUUUAUUUCUCUUCAUUGCCACAGAUCCACCUGAGAAAAUGUUGCAGAUCCUCCCAAUGCUGCUGCUGGAAACACAGCUCUCCAUGGUUUCAGCUUUAUUUACAGUUGAAGUUCCCCAACAGCUGUACGUUGUGGAGUAUGGGAGCAAUGUGACCAUGGAAUGCAGAUUCCCUGUGAACGGCUCAUUAAACCUAGGACUCCUGACUGUUGUUUGGGAGCAAAAAAGGCAGGGCCAGUCGAAAUCAAGAGAGGUGUACACGCUCCGCAAGGGGAAGACUUCCUCUCUAUCCCAACAUCACGAUAACAUAGGAAGAGCAGCACUUCUGCACAGUGAACUGAAAUUGGGACGAGCUCUCCUUCAGAUCACCAGCGUGAAGAUCACAGAUGCAGGAUCAUACCUUUGUCUCAUUGACUACCAGGGGGUGGACUACAAGUACAUUACUUUGGAAGUAAAAGCAUCUUACAAAAGAAUAAACACACAAGUAAUGAGAAAACCAGGUGAAGACAAGUUUGUUUUUAUGUGCCAGUCAGAAGGCUUUCCUUUGGCAGAGGUUUUCUGGCAAAAUGAGAAGAACUUCAAUCUCAGUGGAUCUGCAAAUACCACCUAUACGCUGACCACAGAUGGUCUUUACAAUGUCACCAGCAUCCUGACGUUCAAACCAAGUAUGAGUGAGAACUACAGCUGCGUGUUCUGGAAUAAAGAACUGAAUGGAGAAACUUCAGCUCACAUUUCCACUUUAGCUUUAAUGAGUACACAGUAUAGUGGACAAAAAUCCCCGAUCUUAUUUAUUGUCCCCACAUGUGUGAUGGUAGCUGUCCUUCCCUCUGCACUAAUAAUCUUUAAAAAGAGAAAAUCAUUCAAGAAUGGGCAACCCAGAAAAGAGAGGAAAAGAAAACUGAACCCUAACCUGAAAGAUGAGAACAGAGAUGAUUUUAACUCUCAAACUGAGGCUUUAUACUUGUCGACUGUCACAGCUUCAAGAGACAGUGGGAGUGUGGGUCUGUGAAAAGUAUUCAUCUCCCAUGCCGUAAUUUGCACAUUUUGUAUCUGGUUUUGGGGACUUCAAAGGAAAGUUACAGCACUUUAGCUUUGGGAUGAACAGUGAACUCAUGGGGAUUUAUUGGCACUGCAGCAAUGGAAAGCUAUGCCUCUUCAGAAACCAUAUCCUGAAGUUACUGAGAAUUAUGCUGUCAUCAAAUGUGGUUUACCAUUGUGAAGAGGUUAUCUGAGUGCCUUUGAUACACUUUACUUAUGGACUUACUCAAGGAAUUUUUGUUUAAGAAUGCCUUUAUUAACUGUUCCAGUCUCAGGAACGGUGCUUGGAUUCAAACAUCUUGUGGGAAUUUGAAUGAAAACUGCAUACGCUAUCUUAUGUCUAAACAGUCAUCUUUCAAGUGGAGACAUCAUUACAUGCCCGUAUCUCAUUUCCAAGCUUUCCAACACAUUAAACUGGAAAUUACCACAAGUACGCACCAGCAUGGCAAUAUAUGGAAGAUAUUUCAUAUAACAAAAUCAAUAAGAGGUUGAAGUUAAAUCAAAGGACAAGA